AGUCCUUAAUAAUACUCCAAAUUCCAAAAGUACCGAGUCACCGACGGAACACAGCAAGUAGAAUAAAGGAACCGGGUUCAUCUGCCGGUCCAACCAUCUGAUUAAAAAGACUUGACCGGUCCAAUUUUUGUCCAGAAUCCAGUGAGGCAAGCAACAAUGGAGUCAAGUUGGGGUAAGGUAUUACUUUACCUAACUCUAAUUACCAAUUUGACCCUACAAGGUGUAAGAGGUUGGACUGGAGAGAUUCAUGGAAGAGUUGUUUGUGAUGUUUGUGCUGAUUCCUCUGUUGGUCCGGAAGACCAUGUUCUACAAGGUGCAGAGGUUGCAGUUCUUUGCAUUACGAAGACUGGGGAAGUUCUGAAUUACCAGGCAUUCACAGACUCCAAGGGGAUAUAUAGAGUGGCUGAGACAAUGCCAGCGAGUGAUCGUUGGGAUGCAUGCCUAGCAAGACCUAUCAGCAGCUUCCACGAGCACUGUACACGUCGGGGAGAUAGCAACUCCGGGGUGAAGUUCAGCUACAAUCAUCCUUCAGGAUAUUCACACACAGUCAGACCAUUUGUAUAUCGUCCCACCAACGUUCCAACUUACUGCAUCUAAUAAAUAUAUAUAAUGUAUCAUAUGGUACAAGCUAUGUAAGAAAGCUUGUUUCUCUUAUUGUAUGUAUCCUUGGUUGCCUUGAUUUUAUUGAAAAUCCAAUAGCAAUCUGGAUAUAUCUGGUAACACUUGUCUGUUCAAUUUACUCAGAUAAAUUGAUGAUUAGAUUAGUGUA
This is a messenger RNA of Solanum pennellii, 769 nucleotides long. RefSeq lists its product as uncharacterized. The record is from RefSeq and is a predicted model, not a curated record. The coding region runs from base 157 to 597 and encodes 146 amino acids. The transcript is spliced from 2 exons. NCBI's taxonomy places the organism in Eukaryota, Viridiplantae, Streptophyta, Magnoliopsida, Solanales, Solanaceae.